Linum tenue is the source of this 2163-nucleotide messenger RNA. NCBI's taxonomy places the organism in Eukaryota, Viridiplantae, Streptophyta, Magnoliopsida, Malpighiales, Linaceae. The record is from the annotation of a GenBank genome assembly.
AUUUGUUUGUGGCAUUAGUAGUCUAUCUAGCCUUCUUUUCUUCCCACCAGGCACGUCGUUGGUUCCUAUCGUUUCCCCAUUUGGCCUUGUCAAAACCGUUUCCUCUGAAGUUUUUCUCCCAUUUUUGAGCUUUACUGUUACUAUUAGCAAGGCAAAAGGGAGAUAGGAGGGUCGGUGGGAGACAGAGACACUAGAAAGAAGGAAAAAAGAAAAGAAAGGAAGUGAGGGUUAGAGAAAGAUGAGCAAGAUCGGAAGAAGAUUCGAGGGAAAGGUAGCCAUCGUCACCGCUUCCACUCAGGGUAUUGGGUUCGCCAUCGCUCAGCGUCUUGGGUUGGAAGGCGCAUCCAUUGUUAUCUCCUCUCGCAAGCAGCAAAACGUAGAUGAGGCAGUUGAGAAGCUCCGAGCACAGGGCGUCCAGAACGUGAUCGGUGUUGUCUGCCAUGUCUCGAAUGCGCAACAGAGGAAGAAUCUCAUUGAGAAAACUGUUGAGAAAUAUGGGAAAGUAGAUGUGGUUGUAUCCAAUGCUGCUGCCAACCCAUCCACUGAAUCCAUUAUAAACACAAAGGAUUCAGUCCUCGAUAAGCUCUGGGAGAUUAAUGUCAAAGCAUCUAUCCUUCUCUUGAGGGUACACAGCACAAUCAACCCAACCGAAAUUUCCCGCUUACUUGCUCAGGAUGCAGCUCCACACAUGCCAAAGGGUUCCGCAGUUGUUCUAGUUGCCUCCAUUGCUGGUUACCACCCACCGGCCUCAAUGGCUAUGUAUGGGGUCACCAAGACCGCCCUUCUCGGCCUUACCAAGGCCCUUGCAAGCGAGAUGGCGCCUGACAUUCGAGUGAACUGCAUAGCUCCUGGUUUUGUGCCAACACAUUUUGCUUCUUUCAUAACGGGGAAUGUUGAACUGAGAAAGGAACUAGAGGCACAGACGUUAUUGAAUAGACUGGGCACGACAGAAGACAUGGGCGCUGCUGUGGCGUUUUUGGCAUCGGACGAUGCUAGCUACAUAACUGGUGAAACUCUAGUGGUGGCUGGUGGAAUGCCAUCUCGGCUUUAAGAUGGGAGUUAUUGUGUUGUUUAUCUUGUAAUCCCCAAGACGAGGUGCCAUCCCUCUCCCUUUCAUAUCUUCAGCAUACAAAUAACAGAGAAAAACACUUUUUUUCAUGGACCAAUGUAUCUAUCUCCGUGGCUGGUGCUUCUCAGUCUGUAGCCUGCAAUUUGGAUGGACGAUUCUUGUUUGGUGAAAUGCAUCAAAUAAAAGACGGUUCUACAUGUAUUCAGCCAAGACUUUCUUUCCACAAGAUCAUAGGGCUAUCAACAAGCAUUGAGAAUACAAAAAGAGGCCGGCCUCUUUUUAUUGCUCCUGUGAUGAACCCGGGGUAGCCCCCGACUUCCAUAGGUCCUUGGUUCGACCUCCUAAUGAGAAUUGAGGUCCUUGCGCGGGCGUCUCAUCCUUAAGACUUGCUUGCUCUGCAUGGAGUGCCCCGUGGUUCCUCCUCGAGUGCCAGCAGCAGAGAGGAAGGCCAUCAACUAUGUUUUCACCGGGGAUUCGGGUUUCAUCGCCCGGUCAGAGACCACCAAUUCAUCCCCUGAAAACGCGCCACGAAAUUCGCCCCCGGUAGAAUCUCUUUACCCAAGUACUGGUUCUAAGAAUCCAAGGGCAUCUUCCAUACACUCUUAAGUAUGCAACACAAGUUCUCGAUGGCGUAUGGGAAGAAGACCCUGGAAAAUGGCAGCCUAUCAUUGCAGUUCUGGAAUCUGAGUCCAAGGGAAGUCGAGUUCUGGUAACAACAUGCAACCAAAAUGUAGCCCGUAGUUUAAACUCGAGUAGUAUCUCGAGUUUGCGAGAGCUGUCCCUGGACGAUUGCUGGCCAAUCUUCAAGCGGAAAGCUGCCUGUAACUCGCAUCAAAAUGCUUUGUAUAUGGAAUAUAUUGGAAGGAAAAUUGUGGAAAGGUGCGGUGGCGUACCUCUUGUUGCAGCAGUGUUGGGAGAUAUAGUAUGCACUUGGCAUCCAGGAGAAAACUGGGCUCGUUUCACGGACCAUGAAAUUUGCUCUGUGAGAGGUCUUUCCGACUUUUUGUGGCCGACUUUUACAUUCAUCUGUCUAGAAGAACUUGUCAUUUGCUUUAUGCCUAGUGUGACUUACAUUCAUCAAAAUGCUUUAUGCC